UUUAUACUAUGCUGGGGGGGCCUCAGAGAGAAAAAGGUUGAGAACUCCUGGUAGAGUCCACAUCUCCACUGUGAGAGAUACUUUCAUCUCCAUACCCCAUUCAAGGGAACAGGGGAGACAGAAACCUAAUGGACAGGCUAAUUCAUCCCCAUCUCUCCAGCUUUCAAGGGGCCAGAAGCAGGGUAUUGCCCUUAGGGGGGAGACCUGUCCUCUCUCUGGUCCCGCGCCUGCAACGCCUCAAGAUGCCUAGAAAAGAGGAUCGACUGCCACUGGAAGUGGUGUGAGGAAUUCUGGUGCCACGCUUAAAGACCCCGGAUCACACCAUCAUCACCCCGACCACCAGAACGAUGCUGGAAAGGACCCUGAAAGAUGCCAUCCGCUGCCACUAUGCCGAGACCCUCAAGCGGAAGCUGGACCAGGGCAAGGUGUUCGAGGUGUCCAGCAAGUGGGACGCUGGCAACCACUUCCUCCCCAGGGGCAGCUUCACCAGGUUCGCUGGCUGGCAGUUCGUCCACCGGGCCCGACUCAACUGCGUUCCCCUCAACGGAGCCAUCCGCCAUGGCAACCGGGACAAGCUCUGCAGGAAGUGCAGCUACGCCAAAAAGACCCACCCCACGUCCUGUGUGGAUGCAAACAGCACUCCGGAGCCUGGUGGCCCGUCACAAUGCCAUCCAGAACCAGCUGGUGAAAGCCAUCCUGCCAUCCCUGGGGAAUAUCACCAUCAACUCUGCCAUCCCCGGGACAGACAGCCGACUGCGACCCGACAUCGCUGUGACGGACGCAGAAAAGAAGAAGGUCCUCAUGGUAGACAUGACAGUGCCAUUUGAAAACAGGUCACCAGCCUUCCAUGAGGCCCGAGCACGGAAGGCGUUGAAGUGCACCCCGCUGGCCGACACCCUGAGAGCCCAGGGCUAUGAGGUCCAGAUACACGCCCUGAUCGUGGGAGCCCUGGGCUCGUGGGACCCCCACAACAAGGCGGUACUGAGAGCAUGUGGAGUCGAUCGAUGCUACGCCCGGCUCAUGAGACAGCUCAUGGUGUCCGACACCAUCAGGUGGUCCAGAGACAUCUAUAUGGAACACAUCACGGGACACCGUCGAUACCAGGAUUCCUCAUCCCCAAACCUGAGCUGAUCGCCCGGCUGGAACGAGGGGAAGAGCUGUGGGUCCCGGAUCUCCAGGCUGAUGAGGAAAGGGAGAGCCCAAGAAGCACCCGCACAGCAGGUGAUAGGACAGUGAGUGAGAACAAGGAGGAGAAUCAGCAGGAGGAAGGUCCUGGGAAAGUGGAAUCGCAGGAGUUGGUUUUGAGAAGAGUUGAAGGGAUUUUUUCCCAGUGCUUGGAACAGGGAAA
Messenger RNA from Terrapene triunguis (Three-toed box turtle), 1348 nucleotides. RefSeq lists its product as uncharacterized. The record is from RefSeq and is a predicted model, not a curated record. Lineage: Eukaryota; Metazoa; Chordata; Testudines; Emydidae. The transcript is spliced from 3 exons. The coding region runs from base 370 to 1131 and encodes 253 amino acids.